AUGUUGAUGUCCUAAACUAAAUAAUGAUAGAAUGGGGUAAACUCUCUCCCCUAGCACUUCUUGUUGUUCAGAUCCCAAUUGACAACAUCAGAGAUGAGUUCACCCUAAGCCCCGAGACUCCCCGAUCCCGUUGAUUUCAUUAUGGCUUGCAUCAAGGGGGUGGGGAGAUCCGCCUCCGUGGCUCUGGCUCCCGACGCUCCUUACAUGGCGGCCGGAACCAUGGCCGGAGCGGUGGAUCUGUCCUUUAGUUCUUCGGCCAACCUGGAGAUAUUCAAGCUGGAUUUCGAGUCUGACGAUCGCGAAUUGACACUGGUGGGGGAAAUAAGCAGCUCGGAGCGCUUCAAUAGAGUGGCAUGGGGAAGAAACGGAUCUGGUUCAGAGGAAUUCUCCAUGGGUCUAAUUGCGGGCGGGCUUGUGGAUGGAAAUAUAGAUCUCUGGAAUCCGCUUUCUCUAACCGGUUCCAAGUCCAGUGAAAAUGCACUCGUUGGACAUCUUUCAGUUCACAAAGGGCCCGUUCGUGGUCUUGAGUUCAAUGCUUUCACCCCAAAUCUACUCGCCUCUGGCGCUGAUGAUGGUGAAAUUUGCAUUUGGGAUUUAACUAAGCCUUCUGAGCCUUCUCAUUUUCCACUUCUCAAGGGUACUGGUUCUGCUACUCAAGGUGAAAUCUCCUUUAUUUCGUGGAACAGAAAAGUUCAACAGAUAUUAGCCUCUACCUCCUACAAUGGGACUACUGUAAUAUGGGACUUGAGGAAGCAGAAGCCGAUAAUUAACUUUGCAGAUUCUGUUCGACGUCGGUGCUCUGUUUUACAAUGGAACCCUGACAUUGCUACUCAGAUAAUGGUCGCAUCAGAUGACGACAGUUCACCUACUCUCAAGCUCUGGGACAUGAGGAAUACAAUGUCACCUGUGCGCGAGUUUACUGGACACCAAAAAGGUGUGAUUGCAAUGGAGUGGUGUCCAAGUGACAGUUCAUAUCUUCUUACCUGUGCUAAAGACAACCGAACUAUUUGCUGGGACACUAAUACAGCAGAGAUUGUAGCCGAGUUACCUGCUGGCAACAAUUGGAAUUUUGAUGUUCAUUGGUACCCAAAGAUUCCUGGAGUUAUAUCAGCAUCUUCAUUUGAUGGGAAAAUUGGCAUCUACAACAUCGAGGGUUGCAGUCGCUAUGGUGCUGAAGAGAAUACUUUUGGUACUGCUCCUUUAAGAGCACCAAAAUGGUAUAAGCGCCCAGUUGGUGCAUCCUUUGGAUUUGGGGGAAAACUUGUAUCCUUUCAUGCAAAGGCCCCAGUGAAGGGUGCCUCAGGCAUUCCAUCUGAGCUUUUUCUGCACAGCCUGGUGACAGAACAGAGUUUGGUGAGUCGAACUUCUGAAUUUGAUGCCGCAAUAGAAAAUGGUGAUAAGACUUCUCUACGGGGUUUGUGUGAGAAGAAAUCUGAAGAGACUGAAUCCGAAGAGGAGAAGGAGACAUGGGGCUUGCUGAAAAUCAUGUUCGAAGAUGAAGAAACUACAAGGACAAAGUUGAUCAGCCAUCUCGGCUUUAGUUUGCCUUCUGUGGAAAAGGAUCAGGCAGUGGAAGGGCUCUCGUCAGAUCUAAAUGGCAUUGGAUUAGAGGAUACUGCGGCGCAUGCACUGGAGCCUUUGGAAACUAACGAGGCAGCUGCUUUUGCUAUGGACAAUGGAGAAGACUUCUUUAACAACUUUCCUGCUAAACCUGAUACACCUGUAUCUACUGCAUCUGCCAAAGAUUUUACGCCUCCUGAGGCAGAUUUUACUGGCAAAUUAGAAGAAACCCAAGAAAUGCCAGAAGAAGAGGAAGAAAGUUCUGACCUAGUAUUUGAUGAUGCUAUCCAGCGUGCUUUAGUUGUUGGAGAUUACAAGGAAGCGGUGGAUCAGUGUAUAUCUGCAAAGAAGAUGGCUGAUGCUUUAGUUAUUGCUCAUGUUGGUGGUACAUCUUUGUGGGAGAGCACUCGUGAGAAAUAUCUAAAGACAAGCAGGGCACCUUACAUGAAGGUUGUUGCUGCGAUGGUAAACAACGAUCUCACGAGCCUUAUCUAUACAAGGUCACACAAGUUCUGGAAAGAAACUCUUGCCCUCCUCUGUACUUUUGCACAAGGAGAACAAUGGGCCACCCUGUGCGAUGUACUUGCCUCAAAGUUGAUGGAUGCUGGUAACACUUUGGCUGCAGUCCUGUGCUACAUUUGUGCAGGAAAUGUUGACAGAACAGUAGAAAUUUGGUCAAGGAGCCUUGCAAACGAGCGUGAUGGAAGAUCUUACGCUGAGCUUCUUCAAGAUCUUAUGGAGAAGACUCUUGUUCUUGCUUUGGCAACUGGGAACAAAAAGUUCAGCGCAUCUCUUUGUAAACUCUUUGAGAGUUAUGCUGAGAUAUUGGCCAGCCAAGGGCUUCUUACAACGGCAAUGAAGUACUUGAAAGUUUUGGAUUCUGGUGGCUUGUCACCUGAACUUUCUAUAUUACGUGAUCGUAUUUCCCUCUCUGCAGAACCUGAGACUAACACUGCAGCUUCAGGCAACAUUCAGCUUCAAAGCACCAUACCAUAUAAUCAGGAGCCAACGCAGGCGCAACCAAACAUUAUCAGUAACCCAUAUGAUAAUCAGUAUCAACAACCAUACACCGAUUCUUAUGUUGGAGGAUAUGUGCCCCCAGCUUCACAUCCACCAAUGCAACAAGCAACCAUGUUUAUGCCUCACCAAGCUCAGCCAGCACCGCAGCCAUCAUAUCCUCCGGGGCCUGCAAGCAAUGCUCAGCCAUCCAUGAGAACUACUUUUGUUCCUUCAACUCCCCUUGCACUGAAGAACGCAGACCAAUAUCAGCAGCCAACCAUUGCUUCUCAUUCAUUCACCGGACCAUCUAACAAUGCAUACCCCGUUCCUCCUGGUACUGGUUCAUAUGCAUCUUCUGGCCCUUCACAAAUUGGGCAAUAUCCUAACCCCAAGAUGCCCCAAGUAGUUGGUCCAGGAGCUGGACCCAUAGGAUUUACACCUAUGUCAACUCCAGGAGUUGUUCCAAGAUCUGUUAUAGGUUCUGUGCAACCAGCAAGUCCUCAAACACAGCAGGCAGCCCCUGCCCCUGCAGCUCCGCCACCAACUGUUCAGACUGCAGAUACUUCCAACGUCCCAGCGCACCAGAAACCUGUGAUAGCAACAUUGACGAGGCUUUUCAAUGAGACAUCGGAAGCACUGGGAGGCGCACGUGCAAAUCCUACCAAGAAGCGUGAGAUAGAAGACAACUCAAGAAAAUUAGGUGCUCUGUUUGUGAGACUGAAUAGCGGAGACAUCUCCAAGAAUGCUGCCGACAAACUUGCACAGCUCUGCCAUGCGCUGGACAAUCAGGACUUCGGUGCAGCCCUUCAGAUACAGGUACUUCUGACGACCAGCGAAUGGGAUGAAUGCAACUUCUGGCUUUCGACAUUGAAGCGGAUGAUCAAAGGCAGGCAAAAUAUGCGGUGAUUGUUGUUUUUUUUUUUUUGUCUUCAUUUCUGGGUCGGUAAAAUUAUAAAUCCACAGGAGAGACGUAUGUAUCAGACUCCUUUUGCUUUCUUUAUUUUUUUUGUUCUCUUUUAGAACGCUGCUGCUGUUCCAGUCUUUUUUUUCUUCUUUUAUAUAUACAUUUAUGAACUCAAUUACCCAAAUUUGUUUAAGAUAAAGAUAGAAUCAGAUUGCUUCA
Molecule: messenger RNA, 3682 nt
Organism: Brassica oleracea var. oleracea
Lineage: Eukaryota; Viridiplantae; Streptophyta; Magnoliopsida; Brassicales; Brassicaceae
Product: protein transport protein SEC31 homolog B
Exons: 22
Coding region: 142-3465 (1107 amino acids)
Biological process (GO): COPII-coated vesicle cargo loading; intracellular protein transport; endoplasmic reticulum organization
Cellular component (GO): COPII vesicle coat; endoplasmic reticulum exit site
Molecular function (GO): structural molecule activity; protein binding
Source: RefSeq, a predicted model, not a curated record